Rhineura floridana is the source of this 1202-nucleotide messenger RNA. It is a transcript of the gene CCDC197, whose product is annotated as coiled-coil domain containing 197. The record is from RefSeq and is a predicted model, not a curated record. NCBI's taxonomy places the organism in Eukaryota, Metazoa, Chordata, Lepidosauria, Squamata, Rhineuridae. The coding region runs from base 78 to 1202 and encodes 374 amino acids. The transcript is spliced from 9 exons.
GAAUUGCUGCACAGGAUUUUUUGUGCAGGUAGAAAAAAAAGUUUUUCCACCCCUCAGACCUUCAUUCCUAAAGAAGCAUGGCUGCUCUGAUGAUGAUAAGGGAUAAUGAUCCCCAAUACUUUCUGCAAGCUGAAGACAGGAGAAGAAAUUUUUUUUUGACUCAGCUAGGAGAACACAGGGAAGACGAGAGUGAUGUGCCUCAAAUCCCCAUCAUGCGUGAGGCCUCCAGUGAGAUUCUGCGGCAUCGCAGAAAAGCAUUAGAAACAUUCCAACUUCUGAAGAAAGGAGCUGAAAAUGAGAAGUUUUCUGCAGAACUGGCUGCAAAGAAGCAAGAAUUUCAAGAGAAAAUGGAAGUGUUGGCCCAGAGAAGAGGGGCACUUGAACAAAAAGAUCAGGAGAAUAAGGCUCAAGCUCUUGAAUUUGAUGUAUAUCUUAAAGAGUGUCAACUGAAAAAAGCACGUGCCUUUCAGAAAUACCACCAGGAACAAAAGCGUCAAGCAAUGAAGAGGCGUGAGCUAUUCAAAUUGAAAAAAGAGCUUAAAAAACUCAAUGUUCGAUUACAGGAACUACGGAAGAAGAUGGCAAAAUACAAAAAGUAUGAAGAUUUCUUGCAGAAUGUUAUCAAUGCAUUGCUACCUGGUGAGUACAACUUUCUGGGAGGCGUGGAAGACUCUGUGGUUAAAGCCCUCAUAAAAAGGCACAAGGCACUGUGUGAUGCAAACCAAAACUUGAUGAAGAAUUUGUCCACCCAGCUGUAUAACCUGGAGAAGACACAAAGUGAAUUAAACAACUUACAUGAGGAACACAGCACCGCAACAGUUAUGCUGAUCAGCAAAAUUUCUGCAUUUCAGUCAAAGCAGAAUGCGUUACAAGAGAAAAACAUUCGGUUGUAUCAGUACAUUAACUAUAAUGAAGGCUUCUCCAGUGAAAAGAGGCAAGAACUAAGCAGGAUGCUCUUAGCAAUCUCCAACCUGGCAGAACAGUGCUACCUGUGGCAUUAUGGUCCUUUGGACAAAAUGCCAUUGCUGUCCAAGCUGGACAUGAUCCAAGAGUUCAUUGUGGGGAAAACUCAGGUGAAAGAGGAAACAAAAACACUACAGUCCAGAGAACUUGAAAGGUCAUCCUGCAAUCUUUUGAAGGAAAUGCCCUCCUCCGCUCUUUCGAAGGAACAACUUAAAAAGCAAAUAAGCUUUUGCCAAUAA